Pelobates cultripes (western spadefoot toad) is the source of this 753-nucleotide messenger RNA. Lineage: Eukaryota; Metazoa; Chordata; Amphibia; Anura; Pelobatidae. The record is from the annotation of a GenBank genome assembly.
AUGGAAACUAUGGCAGAAAAACUGAUCGCCACCUGGAAGACGACCGCCGACCAAAUCAAAAGGGAGGUGAGGGAUCUCUCAGCAAGAACAACCACUAUGGAACGGCGCCACCAGGAGAUAGAGACGGUGCAAACCGCCACCUCAGAGAAAUUACAAGCGAUACAGCAUAAGCUGACAGCCAUGGAAGAACGCAUGGCGGACCAUGAGGACCGCGCACGAAGGAAUAAUCUACGACUCCGUGGAGUCCCAGAGACAGUCCUGCCAGAUGACCUGCAAGCCUAUGCAAGAGGCCUGAUGAGAGCCUACGCGCCUGACAUCCCUGCGGACAUGCUCCUGGUGGAUAGAAUACAUAGGGUGUCAAAACCCAAAAACUUACCGGAUUCCAUUCCACGCGAUGUAUUGCUUAGGGCCCAUUACUUUCACAUCAAGGAACUGGUCCUACGAUCCCACCGAAACAGAGGGGACCCCCACGACGACUUCCCAUCGGUGCGCAUCAUGGCGGACCUUUCACCAGCUACACUCCGUCGCAGAAGGGAUUACUCCCAGACCACCACGGUUCUCCGCAGCCAUGGGAUCCGAUAUCGGUGGGGAUUCCCCACGAAAUUAAUCCUUACCAAAGGCGGGAAGACGUCCAUCAUAUCAUCACCAGAAGAAGGAUUACAGCUGAUCGAGAAAUGGGGCCUACUAAAAGAACAACCAGGAGAACAGCGGCACGAUAAACGCCGCCCAGGCAGAAAUGCCGCCAUGGACUGA